Formica exsecta is the source of this 3677-nucleotide messenger RNA. RefSeq names its product UDP-glucuronosyltransferase 2B1-like. Gene Ontology annotation, molecular function: UDP-glycosyltransferase activity. NCBI's taxonomy places the organism in Eukaryota, Metazoa, Arthropoda, Insecta, Hymenoptera, Formicidae. The record is from RefSeq and is a predicted model, not a curated record. The transcript is spliced from 10 exons. Bases 43 to 3027 code for a protein of 994 amino acids.
AUUUUACUUUUGCGACAGAAUUUUACUGAGAUCAUUGGAAGAAUGUGGACUAAAAUGUGUUUAUUAUCAAUAUAUGUGUUUUUGUGUGGGAUAGUGCAAUAUAAUGUGGCACACGCCAAAAAAAUAUUAGUUAUAACAAAUUUUCCAUCGUACAGCCAUCAAAUAGUUUACCGUGGUUUAUGCUUAGAAUUAAACAAACAAGGUUACGAGAUUGUGUCGGUCACUACAGAUCCUAUAAAAAACUCUUCUUUAAAAAAUUAUAGAGAGAUUGAUUUAAAAUACUUUUAUAAGGGUUUUUCUGAAUAUAAAACGCUAACACCAUUUAAUAGUUUCACCGAGGCAAGCUUACAGCUAAAGCUUUUAGAUUUAGAAAAAAGUGUUACAUGGGCUGGGGCUCACAUCCUAAAUCGCGAGGUCUUCAAAAAUCCAGAAAUGAAGAAAUUAUAUGCAACUGGUAGCAAUGAACACUUUGACGCAGUUAUUGUAGCGCAAGGCCCCACAAUUUCAUUGAACGCUUUCGCAUACAGAUUCAAUGCACCUCUUAUAGGUAUCUCAAGCCUGGAUGUAUACAAUCAUAUGCGCUAUAUGCUUGGAUCUUUAAUUCUCCCAUCGCAUAUUUCCAAUUGGCAAGCCAAUACGAUACCUGAAAGCAAUAUGUCAUUUUGGAGAAGACUCGUUAACUUUUAUGAAGUGUGGAAGCAAAUGUAUAGCUGGGUAAACGUACAUAUCCCUAUAGAGGAUGCGCUCGCAAAGAAGUAUUUAGGAGAAGAUCUGCCUCAUAUUGAUGAUAUAACGAAAAACAUGAGUAUAUACUUGGUGAACAAACAUCCAGCGCUUUCUUAUAUCAGAUUUGAACAACCAAACGUCAUACUUUUCCAUGGUUUUCAUAUUGCAAAAGUACCACCUGCUCUGCCAAAAGAUUUAAAACAGUUUCUCGACAACGCGACCGAAGGAUUUAUUUACGUCAGUUUUGGAACCAACGUUCAGUGGGAAUAUUUACCGAAUAAUACAUUUAAAUCCUUCAUCGAAGUGUUUUCUGCGCUAUCGUACAAAGUUGUUUGGAAAUAUGACCCUGAUCUAUUACCUGGCAAAUUUGAAAACAUACUAGCAUCGAAAUGGUUUCCCCAGCAAAGUAUUCUUGCUCACCGAAAUAUCAAGCUAUUUAUUUAUCAAGGCGGCAUGCAAAGUACCGAGGAAGCUGUUUAUUAUGGGAUUCCUGUCAUAGGAUUUCCCGUUCUAUGGGACCAGAUGUAUAACGUGCAAUAUUUUAAAAAAUUGGGCAUUGGAGUUCAUCUUCAUAGUAACAAUAUUUCGAAAGAAAGCAUCGAGGCUGCUAUAUCUGAAGUUAUAAGCAAUAAGAAAUACAAAGAUCAGAUGAAACAUAUAAGUCAACUUUAUAACGACGGACCGUAUGACAGUCUUCAAAAUACGAUAAGGUGGAUCGAGUACGUGAUACGGCAGAAUGGAACGCCUUUCUUACGAAAUAAUCUUUGCUACGAUACAUGGUAUCAACGAUACGAUUGGGAUAUCAUCGGAUUCAUCGCUAUAAUAAUAUUUAUAGCAUCUCUUUUUGUUCUAUGGGUUCAUCAAAUAGUUCACCGGUCGUUAUGUUUAGCCUUAAACAAACGAGGGCACGAAAUAGUCAUAUUAACUUCACAUCCGAUGAGAGAUCCGACGUUAAAAAACUAUACAGAAAUCGAUUUAUCAUGUACAAUAUUUAUUGCUGAAAAGUUUAGAAAACAAUUUUCGCAACUACCAUCGAAUGAAUUGAGCAGAUAUUCCUUAAACUUGGCAAACAUGGUGGAAGACAUCAUAUUUGAUGAACCAAAAUUUAAGGAACUUUAUAGGGAAGAUAGUAAUGAAAAGUUUGACGCAGUUAUCGUAGAAGCAGUAAGCGGUCCGGCGUUAUUUACUAUGGCAUAUAGAUUUAACGCUCCUCUCAUAGGAAUCAUGUCCGUGGGCGUGCAUAAUUUUCAACGAUAUGUUUUUGGUAGUCCUAUACUUCCAUCGCAUGCUUCAAAUUGGGAACUUAAUACGUUAGUUGGGGAAAAUCCAUCGUUUUGGCAAAGAUUGCGAAACUUUAUCGAGAUAUGGUCCUUUAUUUAUUAUUGGGUUAAUGAUUUCAUAACCAUAGAGCAAGAAAAAAUUAAAAAAUAUCUCGGAAAUGACAUACCACACAUCAUCGAUAUAACAAAAAAUAUGAGUGUGUUGUUAGUUAAUGAAAACCCGGCAAUCGUAUACCCUAGACCUGAACAGCCAAAUGCAGUGUUUUUUAGCGGAAUCCAUAUACAAAAAACGCUGCCACCUCUGCCAAAAGAAUUAGGACAAUUUCUAGAUAACGCAACAGAAGGAUUUAUUUAUGUAAGCUUUGGAACCACCGUCGCCUGCCACACUUUCCAGAAAGAAAUGCUAGAAAACUUUGUUGAAGUAUUUUCGAAGUUAUCUUAUAAAAUAGUUUGGAAAUUUGAUUGCGAUGAAUUGUCAAGAAAGCUCGAUAAUGCAUUUAUCUCGAAAUGGUUUCCGCAACAAGGCGUACUCGCUCAUCCAAACAUCAAGCUGUUUAUUUAUCAAGGCGGACUUCAGAGUACCGAAGAAGCUGUUUAUUACGCAGUUCCAGUCUUGGGAAUUCCUAUUGUAACCGAACAGGAAGUUCGAGUUCGACGAUUGGUCUCGUUAGGUGCGGCAAUAUAUCUCAAAUUAAACGAAAUAACCAAAGAAUCUUUCUCUACAGCCAUUCAUCAGAUUUUAAGCGAUAAAAGUUACAAAGAGAAGAUGACGUAUCUAAGUUCUCUCUUCAAGGAUCAACCAUAUGACAGCAUGGAAAAUGCAAUAUGGUGGAUAGAAUUUGUGAUGCGUCACAAAGAAGUAAAACAUCUCCGAUUUAGUGAAUGCGAUAAACCAUGGUAUCAACGUUACGAUAUAGAUAUCAUUGCUCUACUUGCCAUAACCUUAUUUAUAUUGACAUCUAUAAUAGUACUAAUUAUUUUCAAGGUUUUAAAUUUUAUUGUAAACAAUUUUAUUGUGUAAUUUUUAAAUUUUAGAACAUUUCUCAGCGUAGUCAGAAGAUGCCAUUGAAAUUAUAGAAUUAUUCAGUUAAUGAUACUUUUGUGUCCCAGAAAUGAAAUUAUUUUUCAAGGAAUAUUAAGCGAAUUUAUAUUUUCCUCAAUUUUUAUAUCUAUGUAUAUUACUCACUUGCAAUUCUGUCUUUAUGAAAAAUGGAAAACGAUGCAAUAUUAGUUUUAAGCGGUAUUAAUGAGUUGACGUAGUUAUUUUACAGUGAUAUGCGACAUUAUCAUAAAUCACAUUGUAUUUAAAAUCAUAAAUUUUAAUGUCGAUAUAAGCGCUCCACGUCCAUCAAUUAUUCUAUGAGAUAAUAAUUCAUAAAUUAAAUUGCAUAAUUUUAAAUAGAUAUGUCAAAUUAUCUCAGACUUAAUAAUACGCAUAAUAAUUAAACUAAUAAAAACAGUUGGAAUAUCAGAAUUACUUAUUAUUAUCAUAAUAUGUUUUCUUAUUCUUUCUUAUUAUAUAUAUAAAAAAAUACCGGCUCUUUAAUUUUAUAUUUUUUCAUAAAUUAUCUUUACUAAUGCAGCGACAACAUUGAAGUUUUCAUUGUGUAAAAUAUUAUUAGCAUUAAACUGCAUGGACUACCAAAAUUUCAUUAUGUAAUGCCAAAUAAA